GCUACAAGAGCAGCAAUCUUAUCUGUUGUGUUCUGCUCUUCACUACAACCUUGCUUCCCAUAGAUAACAUCUGCAUCAGACAAUAGACAAACAUGUAUUCCUUAACAUGCACACCACUUUCUUCUUCUUCUUAUUCUCAUCACACCACUCUAAAGCCAAACCUCAACCCUCUUCUGGGUGCAGAUGCAACUUCUAGGCCAUGUUCUCUACCCUUGAAAAGAAGAACAUGCUUUACUACCAAAGCCAUUCUCUCAUCCACCAGAGAAGAUGUCUUGAAGCAUUUCAACGAACGACGAGCUCUCAAGAUUAUCUCAGGCUUGCAGAAUUUCAAUAAAGACAAUGUUGCCUCGGUUGUCACUGCUGCAGACAAGGGUGGAGCAACUCUCGUGGAUAUAGCAUGUGACCCUGAGUUGGUAAAGCUGGCCAUUGACUUAACUUCUUGUCCGGUUUGUGUUUCUUCUGUAGAUCCUGCAACAUUUCCAGCUGCAGUUGAAGCAGGAGCACUAAUGGUUGAGAUUGGAAACUAUGAUUCAUUCUACGAGAAGGGAAUAAUUUUCACUCCAGAGAAGAUUCUAGGUCUAACAAAGGAGACAAGGAGGAUACUUCCAUCUGUAGUCUUGUCUGUUACUGUUCCUCACACACUAAGCCUCCCUGAUCAGGUCAAGCUUGCAGAGUCAUUGGAACAAGAAGGUGUAGAUAUCAUUCAAACUGAGGGAGGAAAAUGUUCUAAUCCCACACAAUCUGGUGUUAUGGGUUUGAUUGAGAAGGCAACGCCAACUUUAGCAGCAGCGUAUUCUAUAUCACGCGCUGUUAAGAUCCCUGUCAUGUGCUCUUCGGGGUUAAGCACUGUCACAGUACCGAUGGCUAUAACAGCUGGAGCUGCUGGUGUGGGUGUAGGCUCUGCAGUUAAUAGACUUAAUGAUGUGGUUGCUAUGAUUGCUGAGGUCAGAAGCAUUGCUAAUUCAUUGCAGACACCAUUUCAGAUAUCCACUGCACAUGAAGUGGAAACUCAAAGACAGUAGGUUAUGUUGCAAGAAACAGAUGAAGGAGGUGUAGGUAGUGAAUUAAACAUGCAAAGAAUAUUAAGAACUGAUCCAAAUAUUUGUGUUCCUGUGUGGAUGUUAAAUUAAAAGAAAUAGUGACCUAUUUGGAAUUUUGCUUCGUUAAUGGGUGGAGUUGAUCAGUUUAGUGAAGCUAUGUAUUGUUCGUUGUUCUUUCGCCAAAUUCGUGAUGCCCUUGUUUUAUUUUUGCAGUCAGUACCAUUUAGAAAGGUCAAUAAAUACAUACCAAUGCUUUUGUCACGUGCAAA
Molecule: messenger RNA, 1309 nt
Organism: Glycine soja
Lineage: Eukaryota; Viridiplantae; Streptophyta; Magnoliopsida; Fabales; Fabaceae
Exons: 9
Coding region: 93-1022 (309 amino acids)
Source: RefSeq, a predicted model, not a curated record